GGUCACUUGAACGAGAAUGGAGGACAAGCUCUUCGAGGAGGCUCUGGUGAUGGUACCCGAGAGAGUCGCCAACCGGUGGCAACUGAUCGCUGAUCGAGUGCCGGGAAAGUCGGCCGCGGACAUAAUGGUACACUUUGAGGAUUUGGUUCAUGAUGUUUUGGCGAUCGAGUCGGACCUGGUCGAGUUUCCGAGUAACUGGGAUGUGUCCUGUGGGUGCGAGACUGAGUCGAGCCCGAGUCAAAUACAGUCUGGAUCGUCGGGAAAGGUGGAAAGGAAGAAAGGAACUCCUUGGACCCAGGAAGAACACAGGUUAUUUCUAAUUGGGCUUGAUCGAUAUGGGAAGGGUGACUGGAGAAGCAUUUCAAGAAAUGUGGUUGUAACAACACCAACCCAAGUAGCUAGCCAUGCCCAAAAAUACUACCUUCGACAGACCUUGGUGAAUAAGGAGAGGAAGAGGUCAAGCAUCCAUGACAUGACCACCACUGCAGAUAGCACUACUGUACCUCCUCCAAGCAAUUUCCAUCAUCAAGGACAAGGAGGGUCCUUGGGUUAUCAGAACCCCAACUUUCCUACGCAAGGAUGAGGAAAAUAAUAGCUCCACACGCGAUACAUAGAAUGAUUACACGAAGUUAGAAAUCCAUUUUGUAAAAUUCUAUUCUUUCUUAGCUAGCAGAUCUCGGAAUCAGAGACUCAAAACAGAGUUUCUUAUUUUAAGUUCUUAGACAUGUGGGCUGAGGAUGAAUCUUUUUUGACACU
This is a messenger RNA of Ilex paraguariensis (yerba mate), 756 nucleotides long. The record is from the annotation of a GenBank genome assembly. NCBI's taxonomy places the organism in Eukaryota, Viridiplantae, Streptophyta, Magnoliopsida, Aquifoliales, Aquifoliaceae.